Molecule: messenger RNA, 2370 nt
Organism: Caenorhabditis auriculariae
Lineage: Eukaryota; Metazoa; Nematoda; Chromadorea; Rhabditida; Rhabditidae
Source: the annotation of a GenBank genome assembly
AUGAGAAGGAGUCAGAAAAACUUUGUCAGAGAAGGAAUUCAAGCAAUCGAGGAGAUUCCCAAGCAGAAGAGGCAAGUUUGGAGCGUCCCAACCGCCCUCGCACGCCUCGGGCCAGUCGUUUCUCUCGACGCGUCGUCGACCGCCAUUGUUUUUUUGUGCCGCCGCCCUGGCGCUGCGCGUUUACUACUGCUACUGCAUGUUUUUCUUCACCAUCUUGUUCCGUUGAUGUCUUUUUGCCUUCUGAAGCAUCGGAAUUCUCGAGAAGGCGAGUUUCAAUAGUUAUGGUUUUUUUAUGCUUUUGCACUCAAACCUAACAGUAGAAUGAGCAACUUGAACUGCUUCGAAGAAAAGGGGUUCAACCUUGACUCACCGAAAGGUCUUCGAGUACAGUUUAGAAAAAAAAAGAAAACAUGAGUUAAAGAUGCAUUUUUCCAAUUUUCUAAUACUUGCCUAGAGUUUAUCAGGUGGUGAUACCUUCAAAGCAUGCUCCAUUCUUACAUUUAUUUUUGAGAAACAGUUAAAUCUAGAUACAAAAAAACACAUAGCUCCGAAAAAUUUUUUCAUUUUGAAGUUUUUUUCUCGAUUAUUCUUUUUCGCAAAUGUCUUUGUACUACGGCGUUAUUGCCUUUUGUACUGAUUUCAGAAAAAUAAAAAAAUGAGCUUUUGCCACCUCAUUUGCCCCGUUAAACAAUAUUCUCGGCAGUGUAUAAUCUCAUACAAACGUUCAAUUUCCUUGAGUUACCGUAAGCCUAAUUUAUUGCACUUUCCAAAAUAGAUUGACUACAUACCUGCUUUACGAAUCAAGAAACCACAAUUUGGAAAAAUGCAAAACAUUUUUAUUCUCAGCAUAACUUUCUAGUUGUCCACUUUUGCAUACAUUCUUCUGAGCUCCCAAGAAUUUCCAAAAAAAAAUUUUUUGAGGAAACUUGUUCAUUAUCGCCUUGAAAGCUUUUUGCAUGUAAAUAGUUCUUCUUGCACAGAAUCUUAUCAUGGAAAAGCGAUUUCGAAGCAACUGUUCUCUCAAGUAUUCACUUGAGAGAGAAGCCCCGAUAAAAAUCAUUUAUUUGUGAAAAAAGUGGGCAAAAACGGGCGGAGUGUGACGGUAUGUGUGCCUGCCGCGACCCGACUUGCUCGUGUGUUUGUGAAGACGGAAUAUAUCGGGACGACGGCCAGCCUCGCCUUGAACACUCCACGCAGCCAAUCUUCACAUUUCUGUACAUGUUAAAAAGAGAAUCCUUGAGGAGAAGUUCUGAUGUGAGCGAAAUGAUGUGAAAAGGAUAAGCACAUAUAGAUUUUUUCAAAUUUCGGUCGUUCUCAAUCUUACUGACUUUUUUUCUCUUUUGUCUGGUUUUAACCAUAUUUUGAGCUCUAGAAAUUGACUUUCUAUGAGUACAAUGGAGAAAAAGUAGGGUUUAGCCGUCUUCAAAACCCCAAAACUCGUCUGAAAGGUUUAUGGUUGCAGAUUUCUGGUUGAAUCGUCUAAAAAAUAAUUAAGGAAGCUCUGAGAUUUUCCUUGUUUGCAUUUCACUUGUCAAUUUCGUAAAUGCUCAUUUUGUUGAUUUUGCAGUUUCAAAGAGGAAACUUAUCACACAAAGUACAUUUUUUACCGAAUUUUAUGCCAACUCAAACUUUUCACACGCUCCACCGCACGUCCUUUCAAAAAUUCCGUGUGAUUCUGCUGAGUCAUUUCUCAUGCCCUUCUCAUGCUCACUGAGUUCAUGGCUGUUAAAUCUUCCACUUUUUUCAGCUUUUGAAAUUCUGAAGCGGAAUGAAUUUUCAUUCGCUCCGUUUGAAACUUCUAGCAGUCUUUACUGCUAGAAGUCCUUUGUUCGAACAGAUCUCUACAAUUUUUCUCAUUUUGCGUCAUACUCCUUCAAACCAUUUUUUAUUCUAAUCCUGACUUUUUUCAGUAGUUCUCACAUAUAAAGUUGAUAUCUACGGCUUGUAACAAAAUUUAAGUCGACUUUUAGAGAGAAGAGAUUUUGAAAUGGGGACAUCUGUAAUAGAACAUUCACUGAGAAAACUUUUUCAGCUGUGAGAUGAAGCAAACCUGUCAACAAUUGGCAGAAAACUUUUAAAUAAAAAACUUUAUCUGAAUUCGAAAUUGCCCAGAGCCCGUUGUUCAUGAACAACAAUCUUCAAAAGCCCUUCAAGAGGAUUAAAAUGUUCCAAAAUGAAAAAAUUGUGUUAUUCGAUUUUUCACUCGACAGCUGGGUCAAAUCGACUAGAUCAAACCCGAAUUUGCGCCAGGUCAAUUCGCCGCGCGAAGCGGCAAGAUCUCGCGACGCGGCCUAUUCGCAGUACCAAAGUCAAAGCCUUUGCGAGCAACAACGGCGUUGGGAAACACUUCGCAUGGAACUUCUUUUCUGA